Molecule: messenger RNA, 858 nt
Organism: Scedosporium apiospermum
Lineage: Eukaryota; Fungi; Ascomycota; Sordariomycetes; Microascales; Microascaceae
Product: NAD(P)-binding protein
Exons: 2
Coding region: 1-858 (285 amino acids)
Cellular component (GO): intracellular anatomical structure
Molecular function (GO): oxidoreductase activity, acting on NAD(P)H, oxygen as acceptor
Source: RefSeq, a predicted model, not a curated record
AUGGCUAAGGUGUUUACAAGCGGCGGCGUUGCCAUCAUCACUGGUGGUGCCUCGGGCAUCGGUCUUGCCCUGGCCAAAAAAUGCCACGGUUACGGGAUGCGAGUUCUUAUCGCGGACAAGAAUGAAACGUCUCUGGAAUCGGCACGCAAUGCCUUGAACGGGGAUAUUGCUGUCUUCAAGAUGGAUGUUGGUAGGCUUGAGGACUGGUCCGAACUGAAGGCCAGUGUGGAUCGCGACUUUGCUGGUCGAGUUAAUCUAUUGGCGCUGAAUGCAGGAAUGGGUGUCAGGGGGGCAUCGUGGGAUAAUACGGCUGCCUUCCAGAGUACCCUGCAAACCAAUUUUAUGGGCAUCGUGAAUGGCAUCUCGACAUUGUUGCCUUUGGUCAAGCAAAGUGCUGCAGCCGGCGACUACGCGUCCAUCGUCAUCACAGGAUCCAAGCAGGGCAUUACAAACCCUCCUGGGAAUCCAGCAUACAAUGCGUCAAAGGCCGCUGUUAAAGCGGUUGCCGAACAUCUUAGCUGGGACCUACGAGCGGAAGAACGCAUUUCAGUUCACCUUCUCAUCCCAGGCUGGACUUUUACAGGCAUGACCAACCGCGCCGGGCCAGACGCACCCAAGCCGGAUGGUGCAUGGUGGCCAGAGCAGGUGGUUGACUAUUUGGAAGAGAAGAUGAAGGAAGGCCAAUUCUGGGUAUUGUGCCCUGACAACGAGGUGACAGAAUCGUUGGAUAGGAGAAGAAUUUUGUGGACAGCUGGAGACAUCGUUAAGGGACGGCCUCCGCUGAGCCGCUGGAGAGAGGACUGGAAAGCCCGGGCGCAGGAGGGAAUUGACGGGAUGGGAGACCCUGCCCAGAAAUAA